UCCGAUGGUGUGUAUACUACGUUGCUUUCCCCAAAAGGCGCUCCUGUUUUCCUUCCUCAGCUGCAAGCAAUUAAAAAGCACCAUUGAUGAUUCAUUCUUUCUACAAAAGAAUAGAAAAAAUUUACCUUUUAUAGUUCACUUUUGGGUCGUUUUCAAAAUUUCAAGAAAAUGCAAGUAAUACCCAAAUGGCGUAACAUUUUGAUCCUGAAGAAUUCAUUUAUUCAAUCCACAAGAAUUGUAUCUUCUACACAAUCACCAAACACCCAUUUUGAUUCUUUCCAUUCUACCUCAAUUUGCUCUGAGAAAUGGAAAAAUAAGUGGAAUUCUGAUUUUAGAGGAAGUCAGCAACCAACUAAGAAUUAUAUCAGAUAUGAAACACGUCAAAAGCGUGCUGACUCAAAAAAAGCUUUGAAAAAUCUUCUCUUUUAUGGGGCAUCUGGAAACUCUUUUGAGAAUGAAUCUUCAACAAUAAAUGAUAGAUGGGAUGUGGAUCAGGAUGAUCGUUCAGAGAAGAAAAGUGAAUAUAAGUCCGCUGCUCGUCGUAGAGAUCGCUCAAGGAGAAGGAUGCGUAAAAUGAAGAAACGGAGAUUAUGUGAAGAAUUUGAUGAAUAUCCUGAAACAGUAUUUGAAGCAACUUUUGGUAAUAAGUGGUACACUUGGUCUUUUAGGCCUGGUAAAUCAUCUACUUUUGAAGAUCUAUUCUCCCGAAGACAAGAAACAGACUGGUCAGAACAAAGGCAUUGCAGAUGGGAUAAUGAAACUGAAAACGAGACUUAUACAGAAUCCAACUAUGAUUCGUGUAAUGUAGGGUCUUACUCUGAAAGAACAAUUCUCGGUUUGCCCCCAAGAGGUCCUCUGAAGAUUGAGGAUGUCAAGAAUGCUUUCCGUUUAUCAGCUUUGAAGUGGCAUCCUGAUAAGCAUCAAGGCCCUUCACAGGCAGCAGCAGAAGAGAAAUUCAAAUCUUGCGUCACUGCAUACAAGUCAUUGUGCAACGUGUUCGCCCCAGCUUAACCGUAUCUAUGGCUUCUUUUCCUCGAGUUUCAGAAGCCAAAAAUCACCAUUCAUAGUAAUAAUAAAUAGCUCACUCUUACGUAUCCUAAUUUAAUUCUGUAUGAUAACUUCCUUCAUCCUGACAAUAGGGGAACUCUGUCUUUCCCAGCAGUGUCCUGAAAAUGUACUUAAUAAAAUUUUGUAGUCUUGUAUACAAUCAUCAAAGAUACAUGCAAGUAAAGCAAUUGCCUUCUGAAAAUACCAUGUGAUCAUACCAGUACUAUUGCAUCGGAUCUCAUCAGAAUUUCAAAGUUAAGCGUGAUGGGUCGGUUGCUUUGCAUACU
Messenger RNA from Solanum dulcamara, 1334 nucleotides. RefSeq lists its product as uncharacterized. Bases 169 to 1011 code for a protein of 280 amino acids. Lineage: Eukaryota; Viridiplantae; Streptophyta; Magnoliopsida; Solanales; Solanaceae. The record is from RefSeq and is a predicted model, not a curated record. The transcript has 7 exons.